Messenger RNA from Lachancea fermentati, 1035 nucleotides. Lineage: Eukaryota; Fungi; Ascomycota; Saccharomycetes; Saccharomycetales; Saccharomycetaceae. The record is from the annotation of a GenBank genome assembly.
AUGGAGCUAGACAAGUGUUUAGAGAAGCUUUACGCUGGUCAGCUACUCCCAGAACCUACAUUGAGGGCCUUAUGCUUCAAACUUAAAGAAAAACUCGUAAAGGAAUCCAACGUUGUUCACGUUUCGACACCCAUCACGGUAGUAGGUGACAUUCACGGCCAAUUUCAUGAUUUACUUGAGAUUUUUCACAUAGGAGGCCCUGUACCAGACACUAACUAUUUGUUUUUAGGAGAUUAUGUUGACAGAGGGCUUUACAGCGUGGAAACCAUCACUCUCUUGAUCGUCCUAAAACUUAGAUAUCCCAAUAGGAUACACCUCAUAAGAGGAAAUCAUGAAUCGAGGCAGAUCACUCAGAGCUAUGGAUUCUAUACCGAAUGUUUAAAUAAAUAUGGUGGCAGCAGCAGAGUAUGGCAGUACUUUACAGAUCUAUUUGAUUACUUAGUCCUAUGCUGUAUUAUCGACAACGAGAUAUUUUGCGUGCACGGUGGACUUUCACCCAACGUGCAAACCAUAGACCAGAUUAGAAUCAUUGACAGAAUACGAGAAAUACCCCAUGACGGUGCCAUGGCAGACCUGGUGUGGUCUGAUCCUGAAGAUGAUGUAACAAAUCGGGAAGACGUGACGAGCGUGAGCAGUCAUUUCCAAGUAUCGCCUAGAGGUGCUGGCUACACUUUUGGCCGAAAUGUAGUUGACAAGUUCCUACAGUUGAACGGCAUGUCCAAAAUUUACCGAGCUCAUCAGCUUUGCAAUGAAGGUUUUCAAAUUUAUUUCGACGGGCUAGUCACAACCGUUUGGUCAGCACCAAAUUAUUGCUACCGAUGCGGAAACAAGGCGUCGAUAUUGGAGGUGUAUAGCAAGGACGAGUUUUAUUUCAAUGUCUUUGAGGAGGCUCCAGAGAACAAACUGCUGAACAAUUCCGCCAUGUCUAAUGGGAAUUUCAUUAAUAAUUUCUUCAAUGAUGGCAUGGUGGACGUAUUCUCUGACGAAUACCAGGCCGCUUCUGCCACAUCCAGACACGUUGACUACUUCCUGUAA